Penicillium brevicompactum is the source of this 1431-nucleotide messenger RNA. Its product is annotated as FAD-binding oxidoreductase. Gene Ontology annotation, molecular function: oxidoreductase activity; FAD binding. NCBI's taxonomy places the organism in Eukaryota, Fungi, Ascomycota, Eurotiomycetes, Eurotiales, Aspergillaceae. Bases 1 to 1431 code for a protein of 476 amino acids. The record is from RefSeq and is a predicted model, not a curated record. The transcript has 2 exons.
AUGGGGAACACCACCAGCAUUACUGCUGGACGUGACUGCCUGGUUUCUGCCGUUGGGGGUGACGCGACUUAUGUCGCGUUUCAAGAUCACCUUCUUUACCAAGCUACAGCGGUCGAGCCGUACAACUUGAACAUCCCGGUCACUCCGGCGGCGGUCACAUACCCUCAAUCAGCGGAAGAAGUUGCCUCUGUGCUUAAAUGUGCCUCUGACUUCGACUACAAGGUGCAGGCUCGCAGUGGAGGUCACAGUUUUGGCAACUACGGCAUCGGAGGACAGAAUGGUGCCAUCGUGGUCGAUAUGAAGCACUUCUCGCAAUUCUCCAUGGACGAAUCGACCCACGUCGCGACCAUUGGUCCCGGAACCUCCCUCGGUGACCUCGACAUAGAGCUUUACAAUUCAGGAAACAGAGCAAUGUCGCACGGUAUUUGUCCGACUAUUCGGACAGGUGGGCACCUGACGAUGGGAGGAUUGGGACCUACAGCUCGUCAGUGGGGUUUGGCGCUUGAUCACGUCGAGGAAGUCGAGGUAGUGUUGGCGAACUCGAGUAUCGUGCGCGCGUCGGAUACCCAGAACCAGGACGUCUUCUUCGCUAUCAAAGGUGCUGCAGCUAGCUUCGGGAUCGUCACGGAGUUCAAGGUGCGCACGGAGGAGGCACCCGGGCUGGCUGUCCAGUACUCGUUCACGUUCAACUUGGGAACUGCCUCCGAGAAGGCGAAGCUCGUCAAAGAUUGGCAGGCGUUCAUAGCCCAGGAGAAUCUUACCUGGCAGUUCUACUCCAAUCUGGUGAUCUUCGACGGGCAGAUCAUUCUCGAGGGUAUAUUCUUCGGCUCAAAAGAGCAGUACGACACACUCGACCUUGAAAACAAGUUCCCCACAAGCGAGCCUGGUACCGUGCUAGUCCUAACCGAUUGGCUAGGUAUGAUUGGGCAUGGACUGGAAGACACCAUUCUGAGACUGGUUGGAGAUUCGCCGACUUGGUUCUAUGCCAAAUCACUCGGAUUUACCCCCCGCACGCUUAUACCUCAUUAUGCCGUCGACGCAUUCUUCGAUUACAUUCACAAAACUAACGCCGGCACUUUGGCCUGGUUUGUCACCCUCAGUCUGGAGGGUGGAGCCAUCAACGCUGUGCCGGAGGAUGCUACCGCCUAUGGUCACCGCGAUGUGCUUUUCUGGGUCCAACUAUUCGUUGCUAACCCGCUUGGACCGAUCUCCCAGACUACCUAUGAUUUCACUGAUGGCCUUUACGAUAUUCUCGCUCAAGCUGUGCCAGAGAGCGCGGAACACGCGUAUCUCGGUUGUCCAGAUCCUAGGAUGCCAGAUGCCCAGCAUGCGUACUGGCGUAAUAAUCUUCCAAGGUUGGAAGAGCUGAAGGCCGAAUUAGAUCCACAUGAUACUUUCCACAACCCACAAGGUAUUCAGGCUGCUGCCUGA